Molecule: messenger RNA, 1461 nt
Organism: Ilex paraguariensis (yerba mate)
Lineage: Eukaryota; Viridiplantae; Streptophyta; Magnoliopsida; Aquifoliales; Aquifoliaceae
Source: the annotation of a GenBank genome assembly
AUGAAGAGUGAAAUCUCAGCUUGGGAACUGGGUAGGGUAGCUUUUGUUUGUGGAAUGGGAAUGGAAGUUACUGAUGUUUGUAUGGACAAGGAGCCUGAUCUUGUUGCGAUGUAUUCCACUGGUGUUUCACAGGAUUUGGGUAAUGAAAGUAUCAACAGUCAUCCCAAUGCUGCAGAGUCAUAUGCGCAUGUUAGCGGGGACUCAGAACCCCAUAUGUUGAAAGAGGAUACUGAAAUAACGGAAUACGAAGUGAAGGAAUGCACUACUGAAAGCCCUGCGUCGAUUUCUGAAUCCUGUCAUGUUGAAAAAUGCACAGAAGAGCAAGAUGUACUGAACUCGAAUACUGAGGGCAGCUUACCAGAGGAGAAGGUGAAAUCUGAAGCCCGAAAAUCAAAGGAUGAUAACAAGAAGUCAACAGCCUUUUCCAAGCCCGUGACCAAAUCUGCUGCUGGAAACAAUCGAGCAAAGUGCACUGUUCCACAGCCUUUUGCUUUGGCAACUGAAAAGCGUGCUUCAUAUGGAAAUCGUCCUGUUGGGACCGAACCAGAUGUUGGUAGUACUGUGAGUAAAUCAACUCAUGCAAAUGGUUUGCAAUACCCAAUUGCUUCAAUCCAGAAUCAGCUAGUCUCAUCUUCAGUAGCAAGAAAGCCAUUGCAACCGGAUAAUAAGAAGCAUCCUGAUGAAGACGACUCGUCAUCAGCAAGAAUUAUUAAGUUCAGGGCAACUGUUGCUUCUGCUCCAGUGUUUAAAUCUACUGAACGUGCAGAAAGGCGGAAGGAGUUUUAUUCGAAGUUAGAGGAGAAACACCAAGCACUGGAAGCUGAGAAAACUCAAUGGGAAGCAAAGACCAAGGAAGAGAAAGAGGCUGCUGUCAAGCAAUUGAGAAAGAGUUUGAAGUUUAAAGCAAACCCAAUGCCAAGCUUCUACCAUGAGGGCCCACCACCCAAGAUUGAAUUAAAAAAGCCACCACCAACUCGUGCAAAAUCACCAAAGCUGGGCAGAAGGAAGAGCUGCAGUGAUGCAGGUGGUGUGUCCCAGGGAGACAAAGGGAUAGGAGGUGGCGGUCGAGGUACUCGCCACAGUCUGGGCAAUUACAAAGACACAAACAUUGUUGCUACUAUGAACAGCAAAGAUCAGACCAAAGUCCAGAAUGGUGAUUUUACUUGCAAAUUUAAAGACGGUACCAAACCAAUGGCAGAAACAAAUGAAGCCAUUUCCUCCAAGAUAAAUGGACAGGGGAAUAUGGACGUUGCUGUUCAGUCUUGAACCUCAUUUGAGUUUCUAAUUUAAAUUAGGGGAAGUCUUCAACUUCUCUUGUUUCCUUGUGAAAGCUUUCAAGACUAUGUGCAUUUGAUUUCCUUUAAGUUGUAUUGGUUCUUGUAAUGCUGUAUUUAUGAAGAGUAAAUUUUGUUAAGUUAUGCCCACAAAUCUUUAUAUAAUAAAUCUCCAUUUGUUUCAAAG